Strongylus vulgaris is the source of this 750-nucleotide messenger RNA. NCBI's taxonomy places the organism in Eukaryota, Metazoa, Nematoda, Chromadorea, Rhabditida, Strongylidae. The record is from the annotation of a GenBank genome assembly.
AUGCUAAUAAUCUACUGCAUAAUUCUCAUCCAUUCAGUCUAUGCUAAGGAGGAUUGUGAUAGGUCAACCAGAGAAGAGCGAUGCAGAGAAAUCUUUAAGCAAAUCGAAGACUGUAGCCAGGAAUCAUACAAAACACAGUUAAUGGAUUGCUUAGUAACUUGUGGGAAAUGUGGAGCAUUCUCUUGUAAUAAUCCACAACCGGACACAAUGCUAAACUGUACUGCUUUGGCCCCUCAGUGUGAAUCAACACUUUGGCGCAACUUUAUGAAGGACAAAUGUCCAGCCACUUGUGGGAAAUGUGAUUUAAAGAAUGCAAAUCUGUGCAAAGAUGCUAGUAAUAGUGUCAUAUGCUCAAACAUGCAGCAAUUUUGUAACUCUGUGGAUUAUUACGAUCAGAUGACAUACGCAUGCGCAUCGACUUGCAAUCGUUGCUCCGCUGCUGCUGGUGGAGAUAAGCAAACUAGUGAGUUGUUAUCAAACAUAGCACCAAUCAGAAAAUUGAUCCAUUGUUUUGCAGCUACCACCGUUUGCACUGAUUUCGCAAGGGAUUGUGCGUCAAGAACGGCUUUAUGUAACAAUCCGCAAUAUGAGGGUCUAAUGCAUCGAGUUUGCGCAAAAACUUGCAACAAAUGCGAUGGAUGCUAUGAUUAUAGCAGCAGAUGCCAAACAUGGGCUUCUCAUGGCUUUUGCAAGAAUAAGGACCAAAAUAUGAAAAUGAAGUACUGUGCAAAAACAUGCAUGCUUUGUUGA